This is a messenger RNA of Amoebophrya sp. A25, 835 nucleotides long. The record is from the annotation of a GenBank genome assembly. Lineage: Eukaryota; Dinophyceae; Syndiniales; Amoebophryaceae.
ACACGGUAGCGCAGCAGGUGGACCUCGACAACAGGAUGCAGGGUCGAAAAGAUCGUAGUCCUGGAGAAAUAUAUGACCGUGAGGACGACAGUUCUAAGAAUUUCUUAUGCAGUGCUGCAACAGCAACAGGUUCGAAUGAAGAUAUGACUAGAGAAGUGCGAGGACUAGCUGCUUUUGGCAAGACCUCUAGCCGACCUACUGUUCGUCUCCCAGCCAUUGCCGUUGCCAGAACCGUACUGGCUGAGAACAUCCCUCGUGGGGAUGUCCUUGUCGACCAAGAACAACCUGAUGGAACCACGAAAACGACAAGAAUCCCCAGCCCCCCUUCGAUAGCUGAAUUCGCAAGGAACAAGAAAAUCGAUGAGAAGAACGAAGAGAACAUCGCAGCAACGUACGCCUCAAUGACGUUUAAUCCAAGACAAGCGGCUAUUCAGGCGUUAUUUGAGGCUGGAUACACAGCAGGAGUCUUGAAGCAGAUGUUUCGAUUGCAUGUUCUUGACGAAGAGUUUGUGCUCAAUCACAACAAUCGAGGCGCAACCUUCGAAUCUAAAUCGGACAUCGUAUCUCUUGCCGAUGCCCGAUACAUGGCGCAACAGGUAGCGGGCAGAAUGUUUGCAGCCAUACUUAAGGCUCAGCUUUCAUUGGUCACCUCAUUGAGGUUAGCCACUGAGAUCGAAGAGGUGCCCCGUGAGAGAACAGGGGAAAACGAAGGAAAUAAAACCAAGGGAAAACCGACGUGGUCCACAUUAUUUCAUUCAGAUGAAUCAGUGACCACUGAUUGCUGACCUUUAACAUACUCAACAGACGUCGUCCUAGUGGAAGCGGUAGUUCUCUA